UGUGUUUUUGUGUGUGUGUGUGUGUGAGAGAGUGUUUGUAGGUGCUGCUGCCGCUGGCUGUGUGGGGGACCCAGCUGUGAGGCCGUGGCCAGGGUGGAGCUCAGGAUGGAGGAGGGUGACCUGGGGAGGAGAGGCCGUGGCCGUGGUGCAGCUCCAGUCCGCCACCUGCUGGUGAUGCAGAGGAUGACGAGAGCCCAGCAGGUAGCGGUCGGCGUCUGAGCGGGGCAAGAAGUCGGAUCAGGCAGUGGACGGCGUGGAGAGCGGGUCGGAGGAGGUGACGCCGAGGCCCUGAUCCGGAGGGCCGAUUGAGAGGAGGCGAGCGAGGGCGACUCCAGGCAGCGUUCCUGUCCUAAUAAAAACAUGCACGUGUUAUUCCUGGCUGGGCUUCUAUUGGUGGUGUGGUUCUGGUUCAAGUCAUGUGGCAGAAGAAUGGCAUGGAGGACUUCAAGGUGCAGUCCAGGAUGUGGGAGACGAUCUGGAGCGAUGUCUGAAAUCAGAGUGUGUAGCAUUGCCUGCAGAAGUGGGACUCGAUGCAGCCACGGCCAGGGCGGAGUCAAGGUGCUGCUGGCUCUGGCUGUUUGGGGAGGGACCUAAGUGUCAGGUGAUGGCCUGGGCGGAGUUUUAGGAUGCAGGAUGGAGGAGGGAGACCAGGAGAGGCGAGGAGGAGUGUUUGUAUGGUGCUGCUGUCGGCGGCCCUGUCGAGGAGGGGUCGAGGCUACGGCCAGGGCGGAGCUCAGGACGGAGGAGGGCGAUCAGCAGAGAAGACUAAGAGGGGUGCUGCGGAGUCGAGGGGAGCUUUCGACGGCGAGGCCAGGGCGGAACUCAGGACGGAGGAGGGCGAUCAGCAGAGAAGACCAAGAGGGGCAAGUACAAAGUCUUUGGUCUCAAGCAUGCCAGGAAAGUAGCUAUAUUUUGUUUAACUGUUUAUGUAGAAGUGUUGUUCUGUGUGUGCUUGACUGUGUGCAGGUGCUGUUGAGUUUGGCUGCGUCGAGGGGAGAUUCCGACGGCGAGGCCGGGGCGGAACUCAGGACGGAGGAGGGCGAUCAGCAGAGAAGACUAAGAGGGGCAAGUACUAAGUCUUUGGUCUCAAGCAUGGCAGAAAAAUAUAUAUGUAUGUUUAUUGAACUAACUAUGUUGAAGUGUUGUUCUUUGUGCUUGAAUGUGUGCAGGUGCUGCGGAGUCGAGGGGAGCUUUCGACGGCGAGGCCGGGGCGGAACUCAGGACGGAGGAGGGCGAUCAGCAGAGAAGACCAAGAGGGGUGCUGCGGAGUCGAGGGGAGCUUUCGACGGCGAGGCCAGGGCGGAACUCAGGACGGAGGAGGGUGAUCAGCAGAGAAGACCAAGAGGGGUGCUGUUGAGUUUGGCUGAGUCGAGGGGAGCUUCCGACGGCGAGGCGAGGGCGGAACUCAGGUGUGCUGUCUUGCUGCUCUAUGAGGAAGCGGUGUUGGUGCUUCAUGAUGUUGAUCGGUCGUGUGUCCAUGUGUUUGUGUUUUUCAGGACGGAGGAGGGCGAUCAGCAGAGAAGACCAAGAGGGGCAAGUACAAAAUUUUUGGUCUCAAGCAUGGCAGAAAAAUAUAUAUGUAUUUUUUUUGAACUAACUAUGUUGAAAAGUGUUGUUCUUUGUGCUUGAAUGUGUGCAGGUGCUGCGGAGUCGAGGGGAGCUUUCGACGGCGAGGCCGGGGUGGAACUCAGGACGGAGGAGGGUGAUCAGCAGAGAAGACUAAGAGGGGCAAGUACAAAGUCUUUGGUCUCAAGGAUGGCAGAAACAUAACUAUAUUUUGUUUAACUGUGUAUGUUGAAGUGUUGUUGUGUGUGUGUGCUUGACUGUGUGCAGGUGCUGUUGAGUAUGGCUGAGUCGAGGGGAGAUUCCGAUGGCGAGGCCAGGGCGGAACUCAGGGUGGAGUAGGGCGAUGAGCAGGGAAGACCAAGAGGGUUGAGGAGGUUUGAGUGUCUUGUGAGG
Messenger RNA from Toxotes jaculatrix (banded archerfish), 1959 nucleotides. RefSeq lists its product as uncharacterized. The transcript is spliced from 20 exons. The coding region runs from base 634 to 1629 and encodes 331 amino acids. Lineage: Eukaryota; Metazoa; Chordata; Actinopteri; Toxotidae. The record is from RefSeq and is a predicted model, not a curated record.